Molecule: messenger RNA, 2775 nt
Organism: Xiphophorus hellerii (green swordtail)
Lineage: Eukaryota; Metazoa; Chordata; Actinopteri; Cyprinodontiformes; Poeciliidae
Product: antizyme inhibitor 1
Exons: 12
Coding region: 442-1797 (451 amino acids)
Biological process (GO): negative regulation of protein catabolic process; positive regulation of polyamine transmembrane transport
Cellular component (GO): cytoplasm
Molecular function (GO): ornithine decarboxylase activity; ornithine decarboxylase activator activity
Source: RefSeq, a predicted model, not a curated record
CCUACUUGACGCUCCCGAGUGUCGGUCACUUCCGUCGUCUUCGUUCAAUCAGUUGUAAUAAAUGAGUGGUGCCAGCAGCUAAAAUACGCAACUCUCAUUGUUUCUAUGGCAGCUGCAGCUUUCUUUGUCAGUAAACCCAACACGCUUUAAAAAUUCCGCCAAAAAGGAAAAAGCGUUCUCGUCCCUGUUUUGGGUCUUCGGCCAACGUGUUCAACAACUACCCAGAGGACCUAGGGGCAGCUCUUAACAGAGAGCCGUUUGACUUCAACGCCGAGCCGCCUUGGGAUCCUAGCUGAUAGCGGACGAGUUCCUCACUGGACUCCUCCAUGUAGUUUGUUGUGUAAAUCUAGGACCCCAGGGGCUUGACGUGCAGCCACGAAAACCACUCUUGACCAGCUCCGUUCUUUAUGCCUGUCGGAUCAGAAGACAAAGAUCCAGAGGAUGAAAGGCAUCACAGAUGAACCGCAGUAUUCUGUCAGCUUACUGGACGGAGGCACCGCCCUAAGUGAUGUGAUUAAUAAUCACAUUGAAGAACAAACACUGUCUGAGAAGAGUGCUUUCUUUGUCGCUGACCUGGGAGCGAUCAUGAGGCAGCACGUUCGCUGGCGAACUCACAUGCCCCAAAUUCGUCCUUACUAUGCUGUCAGAUGCAACAGCAGCCCGGCAGUGAUUGAGGUUCUCGCUGCCCUUGGCUCCGGGUUCACGUGCUCCAACAAGUCUGAACUUGAGCUCGUGCAGAGCCAUGGGAUUCCCUCCGAAGACAUCAUCUACAGCGGCGUUUGCAAACAAGUCUCCCACAUAAAAUACACGGCUAAAAAUGGCAUCGACCUCCUUGUGUGUGAUAACGAAGCAGAGCUGCGCAAGAUUUCUCGCUGCCACCCUAAUGCCAAGCUGCUGCUGCAGGUGUCCACCGAGGCCCGUAACCCAGACGACGAGAUGGGCAUGACGUUCGGCUGCUCCCUCAAAGACUGCAGGCGUCUGCUGGAGAGCGCGAAGGAGCUCGGUGUGCAAGUUGUGGGAGUCAGGUCUCACAUUUCCAGCACAUGUGACGAUGACCAGGUUUACAGUCAUGCAAUCUCUGAUGCCCGCUGCGUCUUUGACAUGGGUGAGGAGGUCGGUUUCAGCAUGAACAUCUUGGACAUUGGAGGCGGAUUCAGUGGUUCUGAGAUUCAGCUGGAAAUGAUUAACUGUGCUGUCAUGUCCAUGGUGGACCUUUACUUCCCUUCUUCCACUGGAGUCUCCAUUAUUGCAGAACCCGGAAGCUUCUUUGUGUCCACUGCAUUCACUCUUGCUGUGAACAUCAUUUCCAAAGCGGUGAUGGCUCGUGACUGCCAGGACCAGAAACAAAGCGAGCUGUCUCCCAAUGAGGAGCCAGAGUUCCAGUAUUACAUGAACGAGGGGGUGUACGGAUCAUUUUCAAGCAAGCUCUCAGAAACAGUAAUUGCAACGCCAUCUGUUCAUAAGAAUGCGUCUCUGGACCUCCCAGUGUUCAGCAGCAGCUUGUGGGGUCCCUCUGGGGACGACCUGGACCAAGUGGUGGACCACUGCCUGCUACCUGAGCUCCACACUGGGGACUGGCUGCUGUUUCCACAAGCCGGAGCCUACACUCUGGGUCAGCCUCUAUUCCCUCCCACUGACUCAACACCGCCCCCUGUCCACUAUGUGAUAUCCUCGAGAGAUUGGGUAGAAAUGCAGGAUGCUGGUGUAACCAAUGAGACUACGAUGAAGUACUUCUCAUGGAUCCCAUAUUUCCUCGGCUCCUGCCAAACAGAAGCUGCACUGUCUGUUCCAGCUUAGCAACCUGCCGACCAGGAAGGCUUUCGGCUUCUCCUACUGGUUUGCGCUGCUAUUGUCCUUCACCUUGACGAACUCAUUAAGCCAGUUGUGCAGAUAUGUGUAAAAGCACUGGGACCAGGAUCUAACCUUAUCCUCAACUCUGAUGAGAUUACACCCUGAAAAUCAAAACAGUUCAUGUCAAAUAGUACGUAGCAGAAUUAUUUCAGAAUUACUCAAGUAUUUUAUGUUAUCAGCAUCCCAUUGAAUUGCAGUUUACUGAAUUAGGUAUAUGUAGAAUUGUUGUGAUUAUAUAUUUAACUGAUGUAUUUACUACUUCUGCUAGUGUUGCCAGUCUCAGUAAAUUGCAUAUCUGAGUGAUUGAAACAUUGCUCUGAAAUCAUUUUUUAUUACACUUGUAUUUAUAAUUUAUAUUGUCUUGCAUAAUUUAUUAUAUAUGACAAGCUUAACUCCCAUCAGUUCAUUCAAAAAUCUACUAUUUUCAGUUAUCGUUGGUGUCGCAGGUAUCUGCUCCUUGCAGAAAACAUAGACUGUUUCGGCCUGGAGCGGUUCGAAAGCAACGGUUUAAGUGAUCACCAGUUAGCUGGUGUGUUUGUGUUUCGCCAAAGUGCAGAGCGGCUUUCCGAAAAGGGCCAGCAGAUCGUAGAGCCAGAGCAUUAUACAGCAUGUGCUGCAGAUGGAACAGGGUAAGUGUUGAUGGAUAAGGAAUCAGCUGCAACAGAAAGGGACAUUUCAGUAACAAAACAGUACGUUUUGUGUUUUCUAUAAACUUCACAUCCUCUUAUUUAUACUGAAUAUAUGUGUUGCAAGAUUAUUGCCAGAGUUUUUGACGAUGCAAGGUUGCUUGUAUUGCAUGUCUCACAUCUGUAAAGCCGUCUCCCAAAUCUGUGUCUAAGAAUAAAACUGGUAAGGCACUUGCCUUCUGUUAAGUUGCUGCUGUAGCUUGUCAAAAUGGACAUUAAUAAACAGCUAAAUAACGUG